CGUUGGCGUCAGUUGCCCCGAGCCCUCUGUGGGGGCUGGUCGCGUGAUGCCCGCGCGCUCCCGCGGUCCCGGUGUGACGGCGAAUUACGAUUCAAAGUGGUUUAAACAAUAUAGGAUUCAUGGAAUGCGUAAACGUUAGAUUUCAAGAAAAUGUAAGGAUAAGUUGACUUAGUGAAAAUGCUAGCUUGUGUAUGUCAGCCAACAGAAACGGCCUUAUCAUUCAGAGGAGGACCGCCCGUUACCAUGGGCCCGCUAGGCUCCAGCAGGCCUCGCCACAACGUCGCGGACUCGAUGAAAACUAUCCAAAUGCUUGCGAAACCCGCUCGCCGCUUAAGCGACGAAACCAAAGAAAGUUCUCCGUCGCUAACCUCCUCGCCCUCCUAUAUUAAUUCCUCCGGAAGCCUUUUGAAUCUGCGAAAGAUCGAACGGAAAGCUAAAUCAACUAAGAUUCUCGUCAAUCCGGUCUGCUCUGACAUCGGCACUAGCGACGAUAGCAAUCGAUCUAAAAAGGCUUCGAAAUGGAACGGUAAGAAAAAGCGGCUCAAGUCGGAAAAUGAAAAAUGUCACCAGAAAGAUGAAACUAAGAGUGAUAAAAAUGGUGCGAUUAGUCGAGAUGCUUCAGCUAAGGAAAGUAAGAAAUCAAUAUCGUGUUUCAAAAUGAAAUGUUCGGAGGAUAAAUCGCGCUCGGACGAUGACCGGCGCUCCGGAGAGAACUGUUCGAACGAGAACUCGAGUAAUUUGAUGAGUACUGAGAAGCCCGAUCUUAUUAACCACGCGAGGAUAAACAGUAAAGAGAUUUUGGUGGAUAGUGUGUUCGUCGAUGGAGCAAAAAAUGACCAAACGGUUACAGGGAAGACUGAUAGUGUUAUAGCGGUUAAGGACCAUGUGCUGGGGGAAGGGGUGGAGUUGACACUGGGCGAGCUGCGCGCCAUGGCGUUGCGACAGCAGCAACAGAUCGACACGCAGCACCAGCUGCUCUGCGCCAAGGAGCAGCGGCUGCGGUACCUGAAGCAGCAGGAGGCGCGGCAGCAUCAGGUGGCGGUCGAAGGCGAGCGACUACGGCGUCUACGUGAACGCGUAGAGGCGCAGGAGCUGAAGUUGAGGCGGUUACGAGCGCUACGCGGCCAGCUGGACAGGAACAAGCAGGCGAAUAUCGCUCUUACAAGUGACCUCGAGUCGAUACGAGCUCUGUUCAAUGAGAAAGAAAAGGAGCUAUCCGUGGCCGUGGCGAAGGUGGAGGAGCUGACGCGGCAGCUCGAGGAGCUGCGCCGGGGCCGGGCGCAGCCCGCGCCGCCGUCGGCGCACGAGCUGGACAAGCUGCGGCGGGAGCUCAUGUACCGAAACAAGCUGAACGAGCAACAGAACGGCAGGCUGUCGGCGCAGCGGGCGGCCCUGGGCGCGCGGCAGGAGGAGAUGCGAAGCAUCGACCGCCGCGUGUCCGAGCUACAAGCGAGACUGCUUCGGAAGCGAGCACUCAACCGGCAGCUAGCGGCAGCGCACCGACAGCCGCAGCAAAGAACGUCAAACCAGUCGUCGAUGCAGCAGUUGUCGGGGUACCCUGGUGCGCCGAAGGGUCAGCAGGCGAGGGGUAAUGUGGCUGCAGUGGAGCCCUACAACCAUGUGCCUCACGCACCUAGCCUCACGCAUAACUCCAAUUUUCAAGGAAUGAAGCAAAACGUAAUACAAAAUAACGUGCCAUUAAAACAGCUAACGCAAACCGAUAAUGUGCAGAGCCAUUUAACGCAACAGGAAGCACAUUAUCUACAGCAGAAGCAAAUGAUCAACCCGCUAUACAACGGCUACCCCCACCUACAAGGGCAGGAGUACCAGGGACAAUAUCCCAAGCACGAUGCCUAUAGUCACGUGCAACAGGGAAUCUCCAACGCGUACGAUCAAAAGUCCAUGUUCGACCAUCUAAACAAGUACAAUGAGUAUUCUAAACAACCUCAAUACAGCCCUAAUAGUACAAGUAGUUCUAAUAGUAAUCAAAACGGAAAAGAACUCAAAAUUAACGAACAAGAGUUCUUACCCGAAUUUGCAGCCAGUAAAUCAGAUCCAAAGUACCAGACAUUGCCAUAUAAUACAAAAUUCCCUCAGACUGGUAAAUUAAAACAACCGGAAGUUAACGGAAAGAAUGAUAGUCAAGAAAACAAGAAUCAAGCUAAUAUUAACGUGAACCAUAUGACUGUACAUUCUACGCCAUUGUCGGUUGUAAAUAAGAGUCUAGCCACCCCACUAAGUCAACACGAAACAACAUAUCAGCAGGAACAUGCAUAUCAGUUGCAGAAAUCAGAUUCUUCUAAUAGAUGUAACCAAGAGGGUAAAGAAAAUCAUACAUAUCAACACAAUUCUAGGCUAAGUCAGAGUAAUAAUAGUCAAAGUAAUGAUGGCUCGAAGAGCAGCGGAGGGAAAAGUUUACAGGGUAACGCUAUGAAGGGAAACUCACCAAGCUUCGCGUCCACUACGACCACCGCUAGCAGUUCUAUAGGAUUCGGAAAACCCGUAUCGAGUGUAGCCCCUACAUCGGUUCAGGUCUCAAGCGGGAAGCCAUCACCCAUAUAUCAGACAUCCUCCACAAAGAUUCAACCCGUCCAACCGCAAACCGUCCAGACCCAAAGCCUCGCACCCCCAUCUAAUCACAUAGUUAGUAACACGGUCACUUCCCAACCCCAGAUUGUGAGGAACUCCGCGUCAGGGCUUUCGAGCGGGACGGGUAGCUAUCCCGGCCAGAACUCCUCGCAAAGCAUCUUGUUGUCCCCUCCGCAAAGCGCUAGCACGCCGCUCUCCACGCCCGAUGUGAGUGGCGCCGACAAGUCCCCCAAACCAGCACUACCACCAAAACCAACCAUAAAGACCCCACCAAGACAGUCAGUGAACAACGAAGCAGUCUUCAAUCAAGCCGAUACAAACAUGCCCACGAUUCCGGACUCGUCCAACGACAGCGAAUCACAAAAUCAAAAAGAACUUAGUAAUGGCAGCAGCAGUAAUGAAAUGAUUAUAAAAGCACGUCCACUAACGAUUAGAAAACCCCCGCUGAGUGAACAGCCUAAGCUAAGGAACCAUACUAAUUCUAAAAACGCGGUUAGCGUCAGUAUCAACCGCCGAAUCGAAAUGCCUCCGGCGUUUUUAUUCCCAGAAAUGGAUCACUUAACUUUAGAUUCAGUGCCUAUGGAAAUGCAGAACGGCCUAAAAGAGAAAACGAAAAGCAAGGAUGAGGUAGAUAAGCUAAUGAAUAAUAACAUAUCUAUUAGUUCUAACGAGAAGAGUGAGGAUAAGGACAAUGUGUUGGAUAUAGUGGAGCAGAUAAGUUCUGUCGAUUUGAACGGUCAGGAUUCUCAGAGUUCUGAGAAUGUGCUGAGGCGGUCAAAGAAAGGGAACUUGAAGCAGGGCGGGAAGGCGCCCUUGGCGAGGCGAGUGAGCUUUGAUCCCCUCGCGCUACUGCUGGAUGCUAGUUUAGAAGGCGAGUUGGAGCUUGUCAAGAAAACUGCAACACAGGUGCAGAAUGCAAGCGCUGCAAAUGACGAAGGGAUCACAGCUCUGCACAACGCCAUCUGCGCGGGGCACUUUGAAAUUGUCAAGUUUCUCGUGGAGCUAGGUUGUGAUGUGAACGCGCAGGAUUCAGAUGGAUGGACGCCAUUGCACUGCGCGGCAUCUUGUAACAACCUGCCGAUGGUGCGCUUCCUCGUCGACAACGGUGCGUGCAUAUUUGCAACGACGCUGUCCGACCACGAGACGGCGGCCGAGAAGUGUGAGGAGGACGAGGAAGGCUUCGACGGCUGUUCGGAAUACCUAUACAGUGUUCAAGAGAAGCUCGGUAUAAUGAACAACGGGCUAGUAUAUGGCGUGUUUUCGUACACGGCGGCGCGGCCGGACGAGCUCUCGUUCGAGACGGGCGCGCGGCUGCAGGUGCUGCGCAAGGGCGACGACAGCGAGCGCGAGUGGUGGUGGUGCCGCGACGACACCGGCCGCGAGGGAUACGUGCCCAGGAACCUGCUGGGGUUAUACCCAAGAGUAACCCCGCAGCAGGAUUGAAGGAACAAUGAAGCUUAAACAAUAUUAUGACCUGAUAUCAUGUACAGUUCUCUAAUUUUUAAACUAUUUAUAUAAUUGUAAUCUAUAAAAAUACUGUAUCUAUACAAUUUUAUCAGAUCUAAUAUUUUGUACAUAUUUAACAUAGUUCAAAACGAAUGAGAUUAUGUUGUACAUUUUAUAAAUAUAUGAGUCAUCAUUUAAAUUGAUCGUGGAAAUUUGUAUAUUGUUCUUAGGAUGCUGCAAAUAUUGUGAGAUAUUAUACAUAAAUUGACAAUACAAAUAUGAAGAAAACAA
Messenger RNA from Cydia fagiglandana, 4326 nucleotides. Its product is annotated as apoptosis-stimulating of p53 protein 2-like. Gene Ontology annotation, molecular function: p53 binding. Gene Ontology annotation, biological process: regulation of apoptotic process. The transcript has 15 exons. The coding region runs from base 178 to 4032 and encodes 1284 amino acids. Gene Ontology annotation, cellular component: nucleus. The record is from RefSeq and is a predicted model, not a curated record. NCBI's taxonomy places the organism in Eukaryota, Metazoa, Arthropoda, Insecta, Lepidoptera, Tortricidae.